AUGCCUGAGCGCCCGAGCGAAUUCCGCCAGCGCGGCGAGACCACCGACGACUGGCUGGACAGAUUGCGACGUGUCAACUCUGAUGCUGGCGAUGAUGUUGACGGCUUCUCCAAGAUGAUGGCGGAGAUUGAGCGAGAGACGGAAGAAGCUGCUGGCUUUCGCUGGCAUUCGCAUGAAACCCAGCAGCGACAGGACGCCAUUCUGGCGCACUUUCGGGACUUCGUCAAAAAACUCGAGAGGCUUUCAGACGAUGUCACCGGCGACCAGCUUGAGGAGGCAUGCUUCCCUCCUCCCAAGGCGGGCGACUCAGGUCGCUCCAAAUGGAAGUCCCUCUCGCGCAACCUGAAGUAUUUCAUGGGAUUCGUCGUGCGCUUUGGCGUGCCCCCCGGUAUCCACGACGCUGCUGUCUCCGACAGCUGCCUCGCCCAGUACCGGGAUGUCCUCAUGUUCUGGGUUUCGAGGAGCUACCGUCUGCGCGACAUGGAUGGGCCUCGGUCCCACGAAGUCUCCAAUGAAGUGACGGAAGUCGUGCAACAUCUGGACGCCAAGCAUGGAAUCACCCGCCGCUCUCAAAGCAUCGCCGAGAAAUCGUAUGUCGACAUCGUGGAGCUCCGUCAAAUGUUCGAUGAAGGAAUGAAGGCGGUGGAUGGGAAGAACACCAUCGGUCGUUAA
Colletotrichum chrysophilum is the source of this 672-nucleotide messenger RNA. RefSeq lists its product as uncharacterized. The record is from RefSeq and is a predicted model, not a curated record. The transcript has a single exon. Bases 1 to 672 code for a protein of 223 amino acids. NCBI's taxonomy places the organism in Eukaryota, Fungi, Ascomycota, Sordariomycetes, Glomerellales, Glomerellaceae.